Molecule: messenger RNA, 1368 nt
Organism: Gracilinanus agilis (Agile Gracile Mouse Opossum)
Lineage: Eukaryota; Metazoa; Chordata; Mammalia; Didelphimorphia; Didelphidae
Product: phosphoglucomutase-2-like
Exons: 2
Coding region: 1-1368 (455 amino acids)
Biological process (GO): purine ribonucleoside salvage; carbohydrate metabolic process
Molecular function (GO): phosphopentomutase activity
Source: RefSeq, a predicted model, not a curated record
AUGAUUCAUGGAUUGAGUGAUGGACCGGAUCACUUCCAAUGUCAUGAUGAUGAUGAUGAUGAUGAUGAUGAUGAUACUUCUUGCAUAAAAGAUCUCUCCCCUUUAUCUCAAGCUAUUGAAGAAAAUCUGGAGCCAUGGACUAAAGCAUGGGAUGACAGUAUAAUUAAUAACAACCCACUUCUUCAUGAUCCAUACUCUAUAAUCAAUAAUGAUUACUUUGAAGACCUAAAGAAAUAUUGUUUUCACAGAAAUAUCGACCAAUCAACCCCAUUGAAAUUUGUCCAUACUUCUGUUCAUGGAGUAGGCCAUGACUUUGUACAGUCUGCUUUCAAGGCAUUUGACUUUGUUCCUCCUGAUGCUGUUCCUGAACAGAAAGCUCCUGACCCAGAAUUUCCAACAGUGAAAUACCCAAAUCCUGAAGAGGGUAAAGGUGUCUUGACGUUAUCAUUUGCUUUGGCUGAAAAAACACAGGCUAAAAUUAUUUUAGCAAAUGAUCCAGAUGCUGAUAGACUUGCAGUAGCAGAACAGCAAGAAAAUGGUGAAUGGAAAGUGUUUUCUGGAAAUGAGAUGGGAGCUCUUUUAGGUUGGUGGCUCUUUACCUGUUGGAAGGAAAAGAAUCAAGAUCAAAAUGCUCUUAAAGACCUGUACAUGUUAUCCAGCACAGUUUCUUCAAAGAUUCUGAGGGCCAUUGCCUUGAAAGAAGGUUUUCAUUUUGAGGAAAUGUUAACGGGCUUUAAGUGGAUGGGAAAUCGAGCAAAACAACUAAUAGACCAGGGAAAAACUGUUCUUUUUGCAUUUGAAGAAGCUAUUGGCUAUAUGUGCUGUCCUUUUGUUCUGGACAAAGAUGGUGUCAGUGCUGCUGUUAUAAGUGCAGAAUUGGCUAGUUUCCUAGCAACUAAGAAUAUGUCUUUGGCUCAGCAACUAAAAGCCAUCUAUGUUGAAUAUGGCUAUCAUAUUACCAAGGCGUCAUACUUUAUUUGCCAUGACCAAAACAUCAUCCAAAACUUAUUUGAAAAUCUUAGAAAUUAUGAUGGAAAGAACAAUUACCCAAAGACUUGUGGCAAAUUUGAAGUUUCUGGAAUUAGGGAUCUUACCACUGGCUAUGAUAGCAGCCAACCUGACAAAAAAGCUAUUCUUCCUACGAGUAAAAGCAGCCAAAUGAUUACUUUUACCUUUGCAAAUGGAGGAGUGGCAACUCUAAGGACCAGUGGAACAGAACCCAAAAUCAAAUAUUAUGCUGAACUCUGUGUGCCUCCUGGAAACAGUGACCAUGAACAGCUAAAGAAAGAAUUAGAAGAACUCGUCAGUGCCAUUGAAGAAUAUUUCUUUCAGCCAGAAAAAAACAAGCUACAGCCUAAGUCGGAGUAA